Ipomoea triloba (trilobed morning glory) is the source of this 1106-nucleotide messenger RNA. RefSeq names its product transmembrane protein 230-like. NCBI's taxonomy places the organism in Eukaryota, Viridiplantae, Streptophyta, Magnoliopsida, Solanales, Convolvulaceae. Gene Ontology annotation, cellular component: endomembrane system. The coding region runs from base 301 to 720 and encodes 139 amino acids. The transcript is spliced from 4 exons. The record is from RefSeq and is a predicted model, not a curated record.
AACAACCUAAAAUCUAAAAUAGUAAAAUCUCUGGCCAGUCCGUGUCCGCCCCAUUUCCCCUGCGAAGUGCGAAUAGCGAACAGAGAAUCUGCGAUUUCUGCCUCCCCUACCAGCAGCAACCCCCUAAAUCCUAAAUUCUAAACCCUAAUUCAGUCGACCUUCUUCCUCCGUCCACAUAGUCGCACUUCCCUGAAGAUCGUCGACAAGAGGCUCCGAAACUGUAUCUAUAUCAAGGCAAGAAAGAAUGAUCAUUACACUACAUGAUGUUAAAGAUGAAAUAUUUUCUUCUGUCCUGAAGAUAUGCUGUCUUUUUCUAAAAUUCAGUUUGAGCUUGCAGACAUUUGCUUGGAACUAAGAGUUGGGGUAAUGGCUACUAAGCGGAAUAUUCGUUACAGCCGGCUUGCUGCUGAUGAAGAUGAUGAAUAUGGCAGUGAGGCAAGACGAGCUGACCACCGAUUUGACUAUUCACCAAAAUCUUUUGAGCAAGUUCCAUGGAAGUCCCUUGCCCUUGCAAUUUUUCUGCUAUUUCUUGGAUGUCUUCUUCUCUUUCUGUCAUUCUUCAUCCUCACCGGUCAUAUGCCAGGUGAACGGUCCCAAGCAUAUGGUCUUUUAGGACUGGGGUUAUUAACCUUUCUCCCAGGAUUUUAUGAGACACGCAUCGCUUAUUAUUCUUGGAGAGGUGCUCAAGGUUACAGAUUUUCUGCAAUCCCUACCUACUGAGCAUGUUUUUAUGACGUUUGAGUUGCUGUACUUAUUUUCUCUACGCAGUACGCACAUCAUCUCUGUUAUAUAUAUGCUACGCCCUCCUAUCCACCCUUCUUUCCUCUUGUUUACAGAUUGUGUUAUACUGCAAUGUAUUCAACUAUUCGAAUCUUGGCUUUUAGAUGAUGAAAGUAUUGUUUCAGAUAGUGUUCUUCAAUAUUCAACAUGGAAUAGCUUUGGCUAAUAUGUGAUUGGAGUUGAGAUGUACUUGUGUUAACUCAUUGUUGCUAGGACAUCUGAAAUGUUUUGUAUUAUAAUGAGUUAAAUCAAGUGUGAACUAUUCAAUUUAACAUGUGUAAUGUUUUCAACAUUAUAUUAUAUAUCAUCCUCUGCAACUUCUUGUA